UAACAUUUACUAAAGGCGUGGUUAACUUCAUAUAAUCCCAAUAAAUUAAAGAAAUGGUCUUGUUUUCAUUAUAGUGAUAAAUUAAAAAACCUAUUGUUGUAAUUAAAAUGAUAUCAUCAUCGGUUAAUAACUUAAUUUCAAGUAAUUUAAUAUUUCGAAUGACACCAACUUUAAAUUCUGUUGUUUUUGGUUUAGUUAAUUCCCAUUCGCUACUAACAUCUGCUUUUUUAAAAACUCGCAACAUUAUUUUAUUAUUAUCAAUAAUUUUAAUUUUCCAAGCUUGCAAUGAUUUAUCAGUUAUUAUAAUUCGUUCAACUAAAUUUUGAUCUUUUAGUUUUACUUUUCUUUCAUAUUCAGUUUUAGAACUUGAUACUUUUUGAAAUAAUUCACGUAUUUCCUUAUUAUAAUAUUUAAAUAAAUUAAUAGUUAUGUAAACAUCGAAUUCAUCGUAUUGGUCACUAAUGUCUUCAAUAACUUGUACGUCGGAAUUUUGGGAUGAAAAAUUUAUUUUUGGUAUAUUUUCUUCUAAUUUAAUUUUCCAAACAUCUCCAUCUAAA
This is a messenger RNA of Rhizophagus irregularis DAOM 181602=DAOM 197198, 557 nucleotides long. Lineage: Eukaryota; Fungi; Glomeromycota; Glomeromycetes; Glomerales; Glomeraceae. The record is from RefSeq and is a predicted model, not a curated record.